Molecule: messenger RNA, 330 nt
Organism: Geodia barretti
Lineage: Eukaryota; Metazoa; Porifera; Demospongiae; Tetractinellida; Geodiidae
Source: the annotation of a GenBank genome assembly
AUGAACUCUGUUCGAAUAACCUAUGACUCGGAGGGGGACACUCUCUACAUAUCCUUCGGCCAGCCGAGAGGCGGGACAGGGUACCAGAUUUCGGACCAGAUUCUGUUGAGAUUGGAGCCGGCCGGAUGCGUCCCGGUCGGUCUUACGAUAUUCAACUUCCUGCAUCACAUCAAUUCGGGACAGGGAAUUGAACUCGACGAUGUGGACGACGAUCUCGCAACUGCCCUUGCCUCAAAGCCCGUCAGCCAAUUUCUGCGGGUUCGCAAGCACAACGGUAAGUUGGCUGCCUAUCUUCGUGAGCCGUCUCUGCGGGAAGCCGUGUCAACAUAA